AUGGCUCUCAACAAGUUUCUACAGACCGACCGUGAGACAUACCCCUAUGUCUUCAUGAAGAAUGUUGACAUUCCCUUGAAAAAUCCUGGCAAAGGAGUCGUCCGCGGCAACGUAUAUCUGCCCAAAGACGCCACGCCAUUUGGCUCGCAAACCUACCCGGUGGUCGCAACCUACGGUCCCUAUGGCAAAGACGUGCCGUAUUCCGUCUUUAAUCGGAGUAGCUUCGACGAGGUGAACCCGCAGCACAAAUCCGCCCAUUCAGCAUGGGAAACCCCCGACCCAGGGUUUUGGACCCAGCGGGGAUACAUCGUCGUGAGAGUGGACGAGACAGGAACUGGGCAGAGUCCCGGACAAUUGGAUGUCCUGUCCCGUGCGACCAGCGAGACAUUUUUUGACGUGAUCGAGUGGGCUGCCCAGCAGGAAUGGUCAACCGGCAAGGUCGGCUUGCUUGGGGUCAGCUACUAUGCCGCAACGCAGUGGAGUGUGGCAGCCCGCAGACCCAAGGGGCUGACCGCGAUUAUUCCCUGGGAGGGCUUCAGUGACUAUAACCGAGAGGCUGUUCGUCAUGGUGGCAUCCUCGCAGAUCAAUUUAUGGAGAUUUGGUGGUCUCGUCAAGUACUACCCAAUCAAUAUGGCACCCCCGGUCGCUGGGGUGACCCGACCCUCGAAGGGGACCUGGAUUCGGAGACCCGGGCCCAAAACCUGGCUGGCUUGACCGUCAACACCGUCCGGUAUCCGUUCGCGGACGACGAUUACAACAAAUCUCGAGUGUUUGCCAUUGAGGAUGUUGAAAUCCCUCUUCUCAGCGUAGCCAACUGGGGUGGUAUCUUGCUGCACCUGCGUGGCAAUGUGGUCGGAUGGACGCGAGCGUCUUCUCGAUACAAGUUUCUGCGCUUCGUUGUCGGCCGACAUGAUUUACCCUUCUACUGGGAACAAUCGGCGGAGCUACAACGGUCAUUCCUGGAUUGCUUUUUGAAAGAUGACGACCAUGCGGGCUGGAAAACGAACCAGCCCCGGGUCUAUCUCACUCUGCGGAACAAGGAUUGCGAUCCCAGAAACGAAUUGGACCAGCCUGGUCGCGCCGAGGCAGACUGGCCUAUUCCCGACACCCAGUAUACCAAGUUUUUCCUUACGCCCAAGCGUACUCUGUCUACCAUACCCGCUGAGACAACGGGCACCUGUUCCUACGAUGCGCUCCAGGGGGACCCUAUCCAAUUCCAUUAUAAGACCAGCUCCUCACUCGAAAUAACGGGGCAUAUUAUUGCACACUUGACCAUCUCCGCAUCCCGACUCACUCCUAGUGAUGCACCCCCUUCUGAUAUAGACAUUUUCGUCACCCUGCGCAAGCUGGAUAAAGACGGGAACGAAGUGUUCCAUACAGGGACCGUCGGCGAUCCGGUUCCCGUUGUCAAGGGUUGGCUGCGUGUUUCGCACCGCAAAGUGGAUGAGACAGAUCCUCUGCACCGCCAUUACCUGCCAUAUCGCAGUUACUCCCGUGCAGAUGUGCUGCCGGUGGUUGAGAAUAACAAGUAUCCGGUUGACGUGGAGAUGUGGCCGACUAACACCGUGCUGGAAGCCGGAGAAUCACUCGUGCUUGAAAUUGCGGGUCACGACACGCAGGGUGUGGGCUUGUUUUCGCAUCAGCACCCAGAGGAUCGCGCCCCAAGCACGUUUGCCGGCCUAAACCAUGUAGAGGUCGGCAGGGAUAGUAGUUGGAUUUCACUGCCCGUCAUUCCACCGCGGAACUAG
Messenger RNA from Aspergillus welwitschiae, 1749 nucleotides. Its product is annotated as X-Pro dipeptidyl-peptidase protein. The transcript is spliced from 5 exons. Gene Ontology annotation, molecular function: dipeptidyl-peptidase activity. The coding region runs from base 1 to 1749 and encodes 582 amino acids. The record is from RefSeq and is a predicted model, not a curated record. NCBI's taxonomy places the organism in Eukaryota, Fungi, Ascomycota, Eurotiomycetes, Eurotiales, Aspergillaceae.